This is a messenger RNA of Gadus chalcogrammus (walleye pollock), 1131 nucleotides long. RefSeq names its product urotensin-2 receptor 4 (gene uts2r4). The transcript has a single exon. NCBI's taxonomy places the organism in Eukaryota, Metazoa, Chordata, Actinopteri, Gadiformes, Gadidae. Gene Ontology annotation, biological process: neuropeptide signaling pathway. Gene Ontology annotation, cellular component: membrane. The coding region runs from base 1 to 1131 and encodes 376 amino acids. The record is from RefSeq and is a predicted model, not a curated record. Gene Ontology annotation, molecular function: urotensin II receptor activity.
AUGAACUGCACCCCCAACACCACCGUUAACCCCCAGGGGGGUCAAAACCUGAACCCGGGCUCUGGGGGCGGGGCGGGGGAAGGGCCAGGGUCUACCUCUGCUUCUGGCGGUGGCGGCGGCGGCGGCCUUUGGGUGACAUCGGUCCUCGGCGCCAUGCUCAUGACCAUGUGCGCCCUGGGGGUGGCGGGCAACGUGUACACGCUGUUCAUCAUGCGCUCGGCGGCGCUGCGCCGCACGGGCUCCAUGUACGUGUACAUCCUGAACCUGGCCCUCGCCGACCUGCUCUACCUGUCCACCAUCCCCUUCGUGGUGUGCACCUACUUCGCCCACGACUGGCUGUUCGGCGAGGCGGGCUGCCGCCUCCUGCUCAGCCUGGACCUGCUCACCAUGCACGCCAGCGUCUUCGUGCUGGUCGCCAUGACGCUGGAGCGCUACCGCGCCGUGGCCCGCCCCUUCAGCGCCCGCCGCUCCCAGGCACGCGGCCGCAAGGUGGCCGCCGCCUUCAUCUGGGCGGCGGCCGUGGUGCUCACGCUGCCCAUGAUGGUGAUGAUCCGGCAGCGCCAGGGCAGCAAGGUCAACGCCGCCGGCGCCGUCAAGCGGAUCUGCUUCCCCACCUGGACCCCCGAGGCCUUCAAGGCGUACCUGACCGUCAUGUUCCUGACCAGCGUGCUGGUGCCGGGGCUGCUGAUGGUGGCGCUGUACGCGGGGCUGGCCAGGCACUACUGGGCGGCGCAGGCCAGCCUGGGCGGCUGCAGCAGCAGCAGCAGCAGCAGCCGCGGGCGCUCGGCUCGCAGGCGGGGCCUCAAGCAGAGGGUGGCCAGCAUGAUCUUCUCCAUCGUGGUGGCGUACUGGGCCUGCUUCCUGCCCUUCUGGGUGUGGCAGCUGACCAAGCUCUUCUCGCCCGAGAGCCUCAGGCCUCUGUCGGCCGCCACGCACAACUACGUCAACUUCUCGGUCACGUGCCUGACGUACGGCAACAGCUGCGUCAACCCGCUGCUGUACACCCUGCUGACACGGAACUACAAGGACUACCUGGCCCAGAAGGGGCAGACCACGGCCUCCAGCAGGGCGGAGGGCGGCUCGGCCGUCAGCGCGCCCUGCAUAGCCUUGCGCGGAGCCUCCUGCGGAUGA